AUGACAAGAUGCACUGGCGAUGCCGAUUACAAUGUCGGCGAAGUGACUGAGAAUGUACCGAGUCCAUUGUCCGACGCUUGGAAUUAUACUAAUUAUUAUAGUAGGGGAUUUCGAACGAGGACUGGAUAUGAUUCACAUGGUCUUCUUGUCGCUCUGACCAAGUUGCAGAAACUAGGUCAAACCGACAAAAUGCAGCUAAUUGAAACCUCGCUAAACACAAAACUCCACCAUCUUGGUUCUCAUAUCUGUGAUGUAAAGACUCAAGUUCAAUUUUUCCAAAAUCAGCUGCCUUUAAAUUUCACCCAACACAAGAACUUUGGCAAGUUUGAAAAGAAUGCGAUGAAUAAGACAAAAAAGCACCUGGAGACCGGAUUGCCGGCUGCUGGAGGCCAGUUCUCCGAGGCCGGUCCGAGAGAAGUCGUCUGCCAAUCGCCACAGCCUCUGGCCACGAGUCCGGACAGCUCGAGUGGCGUCUCGACGAGCCGAUCUGAUGCGUCUUCCGGCUGCGCGGUUGCCGUCGCCUCCAUUCGUCCCCUCGGACGACUCUCCACGACGAGUCGUCUGAAAGUGGCGGCGAUUACUGGAGGCUCUUUGCGACGUCGAGAGCUCGGCCAUGCGUCGUUCAGGCCGACAGCGACGCCCAACGGCCUCGUGGUCACGGAACCCGGACGUCCGGUGUUGGGCGGAUUGCGCCGAAGGACGAAAAGAUGCCACCUGACGGCGCGAUCUCUUCGCCUCGCCGCACUCUCUCCCUCUCCCUCACCUCUUGCGCCACUCUUGAAGGGUCCGGCCGGAGGUGUCGGCGGCCGAGUGCCCUGCGCCGGAGACAUCAUUCGCCUCUUGCGACGUGUAGUCGCCUCGCCCCGCCUCAGCCUCCAGGACAAACUUGUCCUGCUGGCCGAGGUGGCCAGCCAAGUGGUCGUUAUGCACUGCCAACUGGCUGGCCAACCGAUGGCCGACGUCGCCAACGUCGCCAACAAGCCUGCCGGAGAAAACGAAACGGUCGAGACUGUCGAACGCGAAAAUGGCGCUCACGACACGAGGCAACCGUCCAUAAGCCCCAAAGCCGAAGUCAACAUGGAACUGGCCGGUCUUGCCAGCAUCGGGUCGCUUAGCGACAGCUUUCUUCAUCCGGAGGGCUCGAUAGUUGGCCUGACCUCCAAAGUCUGCAAGGUGAGGUCGAGUAGAAUCGAUCAGAACCUGCUGGUAUCGUGUUUGCAUGGGUGUUGCCAACUGAAAUACCCUUCGAGCAUCUAG
Molecule: messenger RNA, 1257 nt
Organism: Protopolystoma xenopodis
Lineage: Eukaryota; Metazoa; Platyhelminthes; Monogenea; Polystomatidea; Polystomatidae
Source: the annotation of a GenBank genome assembly